AUGUUCCAAGCAGUCCUGACUGCUGCUCAAGAUCUCCAGACUUAUCACUCCGUCCUUAAAGAUCGCAAAGUGAACUCAAACGAGAUGUUUCCGUCGCACCGUAGUUGUUAUCCUACGCCGUACAUGUGUCAGCCAUCUUUUCACCCAGCUUUACCGAGCUAUACUUCAGCAUUUUAUCCUCAAUGGAGUCGAGCUGGCUUCGCUCUGAACUGCCAUGGCGGAGGAAUAUUCUUCCGUGAACAAGAGCCACUCCCAAAACCUCCUUACUCAUAUGUGGCUCUUAUCUCCAUGGCCAUCAAACAAGCGCCAAACGAAAAAAUUACACUCAGUGGAAUUUAUCAGUUUAUCACGGAGAACUUUCCGUAUUAUCGCCUUAACAAACGAGGCUGGCAAAAUAGCAUUCGACACAACUUGUCGUUAAACAAAUGCUUCGUGAAAAUACCUCGCGAGCGCUCCGAUCCCGGAAAGGGAUGCUACUGGAGUUUGGAUCCGUCUUACGAGGAAAUGUUCGAGGAAGGAAAUUUCCGAAGAAGGCGAAGGAGACAGAGAAACUACCGCGGAAAGGAGGAUGAAGAUGACGAAGGAGAUGAAGACAAUGGAAUUUCGACAGAGUUGGAGGCAUGCUCAAAGGAGAACGACAGUUUGCAAGGACACGCCGCUAAAAACCCUCUAAAGCAAGAUGGACGAGCCGUAAAGACGACUGCUCAAGACUUAAUUCAUUCACCUUCGGCAAAAAGUCCUUGUAUGGAGGAUUCUUCCACGGGCGAUCAAAGCGAAGCGCAGAGAAACAUACCUGUAAAUCAGGUGAAGCAAGAGCCUUGCGCAAUAGAGCCAAUUCACCCUUUUAGUAUUGUAAACAUAUUAGGGAAUAAGCAAGCGAAAGAGAGGAGGGAACAGAUAAUGAACGAAACCACCUCGAUAAACGAGAACACUGUCGGAGCGCAGACGGUUUCAGAUUUGGUUAAGAUUUCAUCUUCACGCGUAGACGGGAAUUUUCCUGCUCCAAGAUUCAGCGUUCCCACAGACUACAGCAGUCCUGUGAAGGGAUUCUGUAACAAUUGCACAGCUUUAACCUGUAACAGCACAGGAAUAAACCCUCAUUCUCUCAACGUUUACAGUUCAGUUUGGACUGUUCCUGGUUCGCCGCGUUCGAGCGGAUUGUGUAGUCAGUGUACCUGCCUGAACUGCCGUACUCUUGGUUACUAA
Pocillopora meandrina is the source of this 1206-nucleotide messenger RNA. Lineage: Eukaryota; Metazoa; Cnidaria; Anthozoa; Scleractinia; Pocilloporidae. The record is from the annotation of a GenBank genome assembly.